Molecule: messenger RNA, 4887 nt
Organism: Mobula hypostoma (lesser devil ray)
Lineage: Eukaryota; Metazoa; Chordata; Chondrichthyes; Myliobatiformes; Myliobatidae
Gene: atp8b1
Product: ATPase phospholipid transporting 8B1
Exons: 28
Coding region: 381-4178 (1265 amino acids)
Biological process (GO): phospholipid translocation; Golgi organization
Cellular component (GO): trans-Golgi network; plasma membrane
Molecular function (GO): ATP binding; magnesium ion binding; ATPase-coupled intramembrane lipid carrier activity
Source: RefSeq, a predicted model, not a curated record
UUGAAAGGGACUGUAUUGGUCAAGUUCAAAGUAAAUAUAUUAUCCAAGUAUGUAUAUGUCACUAUAUAAUUGCCUUGAGAGUCAUUUUCUUGCAGGCAUUCACAGUAGAACAGGUAUAUAAAUAGAAUCUAUGAAAAACUAAACACAAAGACUGAAAAGCAAUCAAUGUGCAAAAGAGAUAAUGUUGAGAACAAGAGUUGCAGAGUCUUUGAUUGUCAGUCUAUAGGUUGUGAAAUUGGUUCAGUGUUGAGGUGACUGUCAGGCAGGUUUAGGAGCCUGACGGUAGAAGGGUAAUAACCAUUCUUAAACCUGGUGGCGUGGACCCUGAGGCUUCUGUGCCUCUUCACCGAUGGCAACAGCGAGAAGAAAGCGUGGACUGGAUGGUGUGGGGCCUUGAUGAUGGAUGCUGCUUUUUUGUGGCAGUGCUCUUUUUAGAGGCCACCAAGGUGAUGAGUACCGACAGACUGUCCAGCUUCAGCGAAGAUGAGCGAGGGUAUGAUGAUGUGGUUCCGUACAGCGAUGACGAGACGGACAAUGAACUGGAUAGUUCCAAUGAAAGGCUGAACGAUAUAGAACAGAACGAAAUUGCCCAGCAAGAUCCUGAUCGGCGGCAGUUGAAAAAUGAGUACACAUGGAAAGUCAAAGCAAAUGACCGAAACUUUUACGAUCAGUUCACUGUCAGGAAAUUUGGCUGCUUUAGAGAAAGCAAAUACUCGGGGAAUGCGAUCCGAACAUAUAAAUACAACUUUAUCACCUUCCUACCGUUUAACCUGAUGGAACAGUUCAAACGGGCGGCCAAUGCCUACUUUCUGGCUCUCCUCAUUCUGCAAGCGAUUCCACAGAUCUCCACCUUGGCUUGGUACACUACACUUGUUCCUCUGCUGCUGGUGUUGGGAAUAACAGCGGUCAAGGACCUGGUGGAUGACAUUGCAAGGCAUAAAAUGGACAAAAUCGUCAAUAAUCGGUUGUGUGAUGUCCUACAGAAUGGCAGAUUUAAGCCAGCAAAAUGGAGGAGCAUCAAAGUUGGAGAUAUUGUACGGUUGAAGAGGGAUGAUUUUAUUCCAGCUGACAUCCUGCUACUGUCGAGUUCGGAGCCCAACAGUUUAUGCUACGUAGAGACAGCUGAACUUGAUGGUGAAACAAAUCUGAAGUUUAAAAUGUCAUUGGAAGUUACAGACAGACUACUUAAGAACGAAAAGGACUUGGAGACUUUUGAUGGUUUGAUUGAAUGUGAAGAGCCAAAUAAUCGUCUGGACAAGUUUGCCGGCACCCUGUACUGGAGGAACCAAAGUUACCCGCUUGAUGCAAAUUCAAUCCUACUACGUGGCUGCACGGUCCGCAACACAGACACAACCCAUGGAAUUGUAAUAUUUGCAGGGGCAGACACCAAAAUCAUGAGGAACGGUGGGAAAACAAACUUCAAGAGGACCAAAAUUGACCAGCUGAUGAACUACAUGGUCUACAUGAUCUUCCUUUUACUCAUACUUUCCUCAACUGGUCUUGCCAUUGGGCAUACAUUCUGGCAAAGUGAAUUGGGCAACUUCAGCCGGUCAUGGUAUCUCGACGAUGGGAAAACGGACACACCCACGUAUAGAGGGUUCCUUACUUUUUGGGGUUAUAUCAUUGUUUUGAACACCAUGGUGCCCAUUUCACUUUAUGUAAGUGUUGAAGUGAUCCGUAUGGGCCAAAGCUACAUGAUAAACUGGGACUUCCAGAUGUACUACGCUGAGAAGGAUACGCCAGCCAAAGCCCGCACGACCACAUUGACGGAACAACUCGGACAGAUAGAGUAUAUCUUCUCUGAUAAGACAGGAACUCUGACACAGAACAUCAUGGCGUUUAAGAAGUGUAGUAUCAGUGGCACAACAUACGGGGUAUUGCGCAAUGCCGCAGGAGACAGAACUGACAAAGCAGAGCUUGUGGACUUCAGCUGGAACGAGUAUGCUGAUGGGAAACUCAGAUUUUAUGACCAUUAUUUGCCUCAACUUAUUAAUUCAGGACGUGAUCCAUCAGCAGGAGAAUUCUUUAAAUUGCUUGCUCUCUGUCACACUGUGAUGGUGGAAGAUAAUAAUGGGCAAAUUGUCUACCAAGCCGCUUCUCCUGAUGAAGGAGCCCUUGUCACAGCAGCCAGGAAUUUCGGAUUUGCCUUUCUCUCCCGGACACAGAAUUCCAUCACAAUAAGUGAACUGGGGAUAAAAAGGACAUAUGAAGUGCUCGCCAUUUUAGAUUUCAAUAGUGACAGGAAGCGAAUGUCCAUCAUCUUGCGAGAGCCAGAGGGCAAAAUCAAACUCUACUGUAAAGGGGCUGAUACAGUCAUCUAUGAGAGAUUACAUCCGCACAACCCAAGUAGAGAGACUACAGAAGAAGCUUUGAAGGAAUUUGCUGAUGAGACGCUCAGAACUCUUUGCCUGUCAUACAAGGACAUCAGUGAAGGGGAAUUUACAAAGUGGAAUAUAAAGUUUAAAGCUGCCAGCAUUUCCACAAACAAUCGUGAUGAGGCACUUGAUAGAGUCUAUGAAGAAAUUGAGAAGGAUUUGUUGCUUCUGGGAGCCACUGCGAUAGAGGAUAGAUUGCAAGAUGGUGUUCCAGAGACUAUUGAUGUUCUUAAAAAGGGUGAUAUUAAAAUCUGGGUGCUAACAGGUGACAAGAAAGAAACUGCUGAAAACAUUGGCUUUUCCUGUCAACUGCUAACUAAUGACAUGACCCUUUAUGAUGGGGAGGAAAUUAAUUCCAUGCUCAGCAAAAUGCAAAGAACAAAACCGACACUCGGAGAAACCAAUGCCAACAUAAAAGAUGUCUUCAAAAAGGAGGGAAACUGUGCAAUGAUAAUCACUGGCUCUUGGUUGAAUGAAAUACUCAGAGAAAAGAAAGUAAGAAAAAAGAAAUGGUUCAAGCGACCAAAAACUGAGAAUGAGAAGAAGAUGCAAAUGGAGAUGGAUCAAAAUAAUGAAGCUGCUAAAGAACAGAGGCAGAGAGACUUUGUGGAUUUGGCAUGUCAGUGCUCGGCUGUAAUCUGCUGCCGCGUCACUCCUAAGCAGAAAGCCAUGGUUGUCAACUUGGUGAAGAAAUACAAGAAAGCAAUUACACUGUCAAUUGGAGAUGGAGCUAAUGAUGUUAACAUGAUAAAAACUGCUCACAUUGGAGUGGGAAUCAGUGGCCAGGAAGGCAUGCAGGCUGUCAUGUCGAGUGACUAUGCCUUUGGACAGUUUCGGUUCCUUCAGCGACUGCUCUUGGUUCAUGGAAGGUGGUCGUACAUCCGCAUGUGCAAGUUCUUAAAGUACUUCUUCUACAAAAACUUUGCAUUUACUUUAGUGCAUUUCUGGUAUUCCUUUUUCAAUGGAUUUUCUGCACAGACUGCAUAUGAGAAUUGGUUUAUCACACUAUACAAUGUUCUGUACUCCAGUCUUCCAGUGUUGGUGGUUGGGGUGCUUGAUCAGGAUGUCAACGAUAAAUUGAGUCUUCGGUUUCCGAAGCUUUAUAUACCAGGGCAAAAAGGCUCGUACUUCAAUUUUACAAAGUUCUUUCUCAGUUUGCUUCAUGGUAUUAUUAUAUCCAUGAUAAUUUUCUUUAUACCAUAUGGAGCCUUCCUUCAAACAAUGGGUCAAAAUGGUGAAGCACCAACAGAUUACCAGUCAUUUGCAGUCACCACAGCCUCCGCUCUAAUUAUAGCUGUGAAUUUCCAGAUUGCUCUGGACACCUCUUACUGGACCUUUGUCAAUGCCUUUUCAGUCUUCGGAAGCAUUGUGUUUUAUUUUGCAAUCAUGUUUGACCUUCAUAGUGCAGGAAUCCAUAUCCUCUUCCCGUCGACCUUUAUGUUUACUGGUGCAGCUCCUAAUGCCCUUCGACAGCCAUAUCUAUGGUUGACUAUCAUCUUAACUGUGGCAAUCUGUCUCCUCCCUGUUGUUGCUAUUCGUUUCAUGUCUCAGGUUCUGAGCCCCUCAGAAACAGAUAAAAUUCAAAUGAACCGCAAAAAAUAUGAGAUUGAACCGAAGCCCAAACCAAGUCGGCCAACUGCUUUCCAACGGAAUGCAUCAGUUCGUCGAUCAGCCUAUGCAUUUUCACAUCAACAAGGAUAUGCUGAUCUAAUUUCUUCAGGUCGCAGUAUUCGUAAGAAAGCGCGCCCUGAACUACGUAUCAGCAAUCGGACGCAGGAAACAGCUGGUGCCAAUACAAGAUGAAGUCCCCAUUGUGAUGACUUUGUCAGUGACUAUUUUAUUGUUGAAAGGAAAACAACCUUUUUAAAAAAAAAUCUCAGGAUCGACUGGAGGAAGUUUCCAAUACAUUCAAUAACAUGACUUUCACACACUAUGGGGUAUCUGGGAUCCUCCUAAUUUGCACAAAAGAAAGAUGAGGAAAUCUGCAGGGGCCAACCACUAUAUUUAAGCAUCAAGAGGUGAUGAACCUGGUUUCCAAGCAUUGUUCUCCUAUUGCUACAUGGUGAAAUUUUAUGGAUUUUCAUUUGAGACUUUUGUGAGUAAUAAAGUGAUACAGAAUUUUGUUUUAUGGACUUGCAGAAACUACCUGACUAGAUUGUGUUUUUCAUGUUUACAUCAUGUAAGUUACUCAACUUUUAUUCAAUUUGUGAAUACAAAAUGUUUCACCUUUAAUACUUUACCAAAUAUGAUGGCAUUAAAUCUUUUAUAAAAUUCUGAUUUUUUUCCCACUAUUCAAACUCUAAAGUCCAGUUAUGAAAGAUCACUUAAAAUCUGCACUGCCAUUUUUAUUUUCUGAUCUUAAGUUCUUAAAUAUUUUUUCCAGAAGUUAUUAAAUAUUUAGUUUAAAUGUUUCUCCUUAUGAACUUUUUAAACAAAUGUAUUUGCCUUGAAGCAUUAAAUGUCUGUAUUUAAUGGAUUUUUCAGGGUGUUUUUCUGUAUUAAAUAAGGACAA